GACGCUGCUCCACUACUGCAUCCCUGAGAAGUCCAGCGCUCGUGCCUGCCAUAUCUAGCUCUUCCUGCUACCUGUGAUCACCUGCUGCCCGGUCACAAAGGGAAGGGCUGACUGGGGCAAACUGCCAGCGGAAGCCCGCGGCCGGGCGCGCAGCUGGGGACGGUGGGCUCCCUUUGGACUGGCAAAUGCCAACCCUUGGGUCGUUCGUCAAUCAAUUUCAAGCUUGACCUACAAGGGUCGCCGGUUGCGUGACGGGGCGCGAUUGGGGCGCGGCUCCAUGCAGACUGCGCAAACCCUUGUGAACAGCCGGCACACAACCACCUGCAAACACUCCGUUCGUCGCACCCCAGCCACCAUGCAACAACAACCGGUGCUGCUGGCCCGCCUUGGGCCGGCACGCCUGCUCGCUCGGGAGCGGAAUGUGCUCUGUUACUCGUCAAUUGCCGGUGCUGAGAAGGUGCCCAUGAGCCAGUUCGAGCCGCACGAGUACCUGAACGACCGCUACAAGGCCAUUGAGGAUCGCCUCAAGGUCGUGCGCAAGCGGCUGAACAAGCCGAUGACGCUGGCUGAGAAGGUUGUGUAUGGUCACUUGGAUGACCCCGAGAACGCAGAGAUGAAGCGCGGCGUGUCCUACCUGAGGCUGCGCCCUGACCGCGUGGCGAUGCAGGACGCGACUGCGCAGAUGGCCAUGCUUCAGUUCAUCUCUUCGGGCCUGCCGAAGACCAUGGUGCCCUCCACCAUCCACUGCGACCACCUGAUUGAGGGCACCACCUCGCCCCAGCCGGACCGCGAGGGCAAGUUCGGCGGCGAGGCGGACCUGUCCUUCGCCGUCAAGUCCAACAAGGAGGUGUACGACUUCCUGGCUACCGCCGGCUCCAAGUAUGGCGUCGGCUUCUGGCGCCCCGGCUCCGGUAUCAUUCACCAGAUUGUGCUGGAGAACUACGCCCUGCCCGGCCUGAUGAUGAUUGGCACGGACUCGCACACGCCCAACGCCGGUGGCCUGGGUAUGUGCGCGGUGGGCGUGGGUGGCGCCGACGCGGUGGACGUGAUGGCGGGCCUGCCCUGGGAGCUGAAGGCGCCCAAGGUGAUCGGUGUCAAGCUGACGGGCAAGAUGUCCCGGUGGACCUCGCCCAAGGACGUCAUCCUCAAGGUGGCGGGCAUCCUGACGGUGAAGGGCGGCACUGGCGCCAUCGUGGAGUACUUCGGCCCGGGCGUGGACCACAUGAGCUGCACCGGCAUGGCAACGGUUUGCAACAUGGGCGCUGAGAUCGGUGCCACCACCUCCAUGUUCCCUUACAACAAGCGCAUGCACGACUACCUGGUCGCCACCGGCCGCGCGCCGGCCGCCUCGCUGGCCGACUCGUUCAAGGAGCACCUGAAGGCGGACGAGGGCGCGCAGUACGACCAGCUGAUUGAGAUCAACCUGUCCGAGCUGGAGCCGCACGUCAACGGCCCCUUCACGCCCGACCUGGCGCACCCGCUGUCCAAGUUCGCGGAGGAGAUGCGCAAGAACGGCUGGCCCACGGAGCUCAAGGCUGGCCUGAUUGGCUCGUGCACCAACUCGUCCUACGAGGACAUGGCGCGUGCCGCCUCGGUGGCCCGCCAGGCGCUGGCUGCGGGCAUCAAGGCCAAGGUGCCGUUCACUAUCUCGCCCGGCAGCGAGCAGAUCCGCGCCACCAUUGCGCGCGACGGCAUCAUGGACGUGUUCGACAAGAUUGGCGGCACCGUGCUGUCCAACAGCUGCGGUCCCUGCAUCGGCCAGUGGAAGCGCACGGACGUGCCCAAGGGCGAGGCCAACUCCAUCAUCACCUCGUUCAACCGCAACUUCGCGGCGCGCAACGACGGCAACCCCGCCACCCACUGCUUCGUGGCCUCGCCCGAGCUGGUGACCGCCUACGCCAUUGCCGGCGACCUGACCUUCAACCCCGAGAAGGACACCCUGGUCGGCGCUGACGGCAAGGAGAUCAAGCUGGAGGCGCCCCAUGGCGACGAGCUGCCCUCGCGCGGCUUCGACGCCGGCGCCAACGUGUACCAGGCGCCGCCGUCGUCUCUGGACGAGCGCGGCAAGCUGUCCGUCAAAGUGGACCCCGCCUCGCAGCGCCUGCAGCUGCUGUCGCCCUUCAAGGCCUGGAACGGCGAUGACAUCAAGGACGCCGCUGUGCUGAUCAAGGUGAAGGGCAAGUGCACCACCGACCACAUCUCCAUGGCUGGCCCCUGGCUCAAGUACCGCGGCCACCUGGACAACAUCUCCAACAACCUGCUCAUCGGCGCCAUCAACAUCGAGAACGGCAAGCCCAACGCCGUCAAGAAUGUGGUGACCGGUGCGGAGGGCCCCGUGCCCGCCACCGCCCGCGACUACAAGGCCCGCGGCCUGCCGUGGGUGGUGGUCGGUGACGAGAACUACGGCGAGGGCAGCAGCCGCGAGCACGCCGCGCUGGAGCCCCGCCACCUGGGCGGCGUGGCCAUCAUCGUGAAGUCGUUCGCGCGCAUCCACGAGACUAACCUGAAGAAGCAGGGUAUGCUGCCCGUGACCUUCGCCAACCCCGCCGACUACGACAAGAUUGACCCCACCGACACCAUCUCCAUCGUGGGCCUGAAGACCUUCGCGCCCGGCGUGCCGCUCAAGGUGGUGGGCAAGAAGAAGGACGGCUCGACCUACGAGUUCCCCGUCAACCACACCUUCAACGACAACCAGAUCAGCUGGUUCAAGGCCGGCUCGGCGCUGAACGCCAUGGCCGCCGCCUUCAAGGCCGGCAAGAUGUAAAGCGCUUUUGGGGAAGCGCCCAUGGUGGGGAAAAGCUUAAUUGGAGGGAGGAGCGGAGCUGGAGCCACGCGGCAAGCUCGAGAGGAGGCGAGGAACGCGCACGGUCGCACAGCUGGAUCGACAGGGGAGCUGCUGGACCACCAGCCGUGAUGCGGCGCAGUCGCCUAAUAUGGUUCUUGCGGCGCUGACGGACCCAGGCUGAAAGAAAGACGGUGGCGGCAGCUUAUGAUGGUUUGCGUGCAUGACUGUUGGUAAACGCAUAGGGGCUGUGCGGCGGACAGUGCUACGGGCCAUUUGCAGCGUUUGUUACACGCUCUGUAUGUGCCCCAUGCGCACCGAAGUCAAGUAGUCAUGAGGGGUGAUUGUUUGCUGCUUUUAAGCACUAUUAAACCGGGAACCGCAGAUUGAGCUAAAAUGGUACGUCCCUGACGAAAGGCCCACAUGGUAACAUGUGCAGUGAUGAGGGCUCCCGUACUCGUGUGUUGGCACAAGGCACAUUGCCGAAGGGUUGGUGGCUGAAGAUAAUGUCCAAUAAAGUUGCUGCGCAAGCGGUGCUGGGACAGCAUCCUCUCUCUCGGGUCGCCAGGAGCAGGUGCUGCUCAUCGCGCAACGGCGAGGCAGGCCUGGAUGGGUGGGCAUAUCGUAAGCCGAAAUGCGCAGGCGUGGGGCGCCGGGUUUCUACGGCUGCAGAAGUUGUUAGACCGCAUGAUUCUCCAAUGCUUU
This is a messenger RNA of Chlamydomonas reinhardtii, 3487 nucleotides long. RefSeq lists its product as uncharacterized. Gene Ontology annotation, biological process: tricarboxylic acid cycle. Gene Ontology annotation, cellular component: mitochondrion; cytosol. Gene Ontology annotation, molecular function: 4 iron, 4 sulfur cluster binding; aconitate hydratase activity. The coding region runs from base 278 to 2764 and encodes 828 amino acids. The record is from RefSeq and is a predicted model, not a curated record. The transcript is spliced from 15 exons. NCBI's taxonomy places the organism in Eukaryota, Viridiplantae, Chlorophyta, Chlorophyceae, Chlamydomonadales, Chlamydomonadaceae.